AUGUCCGACGCAAAGACCAAGGCCCAGACCCUCAUCAACGAGAACGGCGUCGUCGUCUUCUCCAAGUCCUACUGCCCAUACUGCAGCGCCAGCAAGCAGCUCCUGCGCGACCUCGGCGCGAAAUUCGAGCUGCUGGAGCUCGACGAGAUCGAGGACGGCAAUGCCAUCCAGAGCGCCCUCCAGGAGAUCUCGAACCAGCGUACCGUGCCCAACAUUUUCAUUAACAAGAAGCACAUUGGUGGAAACUCGGACCUGCAGGCUAUCAAGGACAAGCUGCCUGACCUGUUGAAGAGUGCUGGUGCUCUGUAG
Penicillium chermesinum is the source of this 309-nucleotide messenger RNA. Its product is annotated as glutaredoxin. Gene Ontology annotation, biological process: cellular response to oxidative stress. Gene Ontology annotation, cellular component: nucleus; cytoplasm. Lineage: Eukaryota; Fungi; Ascomycota; Eurotiomycetes; Eurotiales; Aspergillaceae. The record is from RefSeq and is a predicted model, not a curated record. The coding region runs from base 1 to 309 and encodes 102 amino acids. Gene Ontology annotation, molecular function: glutathione disulfide oxidoreductase activity. The transcript is spliced from 2 exons.